Molecule: messenger RNA, 2687 nt
Organism: Cydia pomonella (codling moth)
Lineage: Eukaryota; Metazoa; Arthropoda; Insecta; Lepidoptera; Tortricidae
Exons: 3
Coding region: 1294-2175 (293 amino acids)
Source: RefSeq, a predicted model, not a curated record
AUAUAUUUAAAAUAAAUAAGUAUUCAUACAUAUUUAAAUAUAGCGUGUUUAUUUAGUCACCUGCAAUAAUUUACGGGGUGAAUAUAUAGGUGAUACUGAGCAACUUUUACUAAGGGACCCACCCCGAAAUCACAAAAAAAAAAAUUGGCUGUUUCAUACAUUUUAGCUGUCUGACCUUGACAUUUUCUAUGGGGGAGUAAUUUUAUUUUUCGAUUUGGGGGUUGGUUCCAUAGUAAAGGUUGCUUAGUAGGUAUGUCCUAUAUAUUCACCCCGUAAAUUAUUGCAGAUGAAUAAAUAAACAUCCCUGUAUAUUAUAUAUCCAUUGUGAAACAUUACGCGGCCGAUAAUUGAACCUUGUCAAACAGUGUAUAGGGACCGUGCGCGUUGGAGGGUCUGCCAUCUUGUGGUCUGAAUCGGAACCAUAAACAUGCACAUUUACACGUCAAGUGUUUUCUUGUGCAUAGUAGGUUCUGCCAUCUUGUGGGCUACAUCGGAACAAUAAACAUCACAUUUACGCUUCGCGCCAAAAAUCUGACAGCUCCUGUGCUGCCUCCUACAGUUCAUGCACGCUCCCUAUAAUCGUAUAUGAAAUACUUGUAGGAUUCGAAAUAGUCAUAAAACUAUAAUCAACUUAUUCCCACAGUGCACAAGCUAUUCUCAUUAAUAAAGAAUGCUCUCAGCGUACAUUUAUCACCUUUAUUGCAUUCUAAUUUGUUAUCGACUCGUUAGGAAUACGUAAAUUGCACGUUUAGACUGUUGUGCUAUUUUUUUCAACGUGGCUUUAUCUUAUUUAUUUUCCUUUUACGUGCGCAAUAUUGAGACGGCGGUAACGAUUUUUAACAAUCUGUUUGAAACAUUACCUCCAUUUUUCGGUGAUGGGUGUUUAUUUUUCUCUCGUUCUCGUUAAACAGACUCCAACUUAAAUUCUGCAUACUUGAAAUUUAAUAGUUCUACUUAUUAUAAUCGCUGCAAGUGUCAGUCUUUAUAUUUUGAUUCCUCUUUUGUUCAAGCUUCUUUCACCGGCGACGCAACUAACGUUUAAUAUAAAACGUUUUUCCGCAGGCAUCUCUUCUCAAAGGGUUUAAUCACGACUCACUCACUGAGCCGUGGGCCUGAAGUUUUAUCUUGUGCAAGCAAGGCGAAUAGAUAUGCAAAUUAUCGGCUGAUGACUAACCCCUUCGCCUAGAGGACAACCUGUUUAUGAAUAUUCCCAAGUCAGGAGCAAAUUAAUUUCUGACAUUUGAAUUUAAAUUAGUCAACGUUGGUGAUGGCGUUAAGUUAACUAGUAAAAAGAUGUGGCGAUUGAUCCCCAUGCUGUUACUAGCCGCCGUGACCCUCUCGACGGGGGUUCUACUUCCGCGACUCCCGCCCCUACAGACGGGGCCCGACCCCGCCUCCGACCAGGCGACUAGUGAUACACAUAGCACACUAACCGAAUGCGACGUCCUGAGGAGGCUAUUCAAUAGUGAGGCCAAAUGGAUGUUCGACACUGACAAUAAGCAGUACAACGAUUAUGUCACCAAAAGGCAGGGUGCUAACAUGCACCAUGACAAUUAUAAAGAUGAAACGUACAUCUAUCAAUUUCAACCCCAAGACUUCGAACAGAACUAUUUGCACGAGCAAAACCCUAACGCCAAGGAGAAACCCCUUCACUAUAACAUCCCUCUUCCUACGAUUAAUACAUUGUAUUUGCGAAACAAAGAUGUAAUUAUACGGGACGAUCAAGCUUACUAUAUGUAUGAUACGUACAUGGCGACAACGAGUCCUUUUGAUUAUGUCCAAAAUCAUCAGAACUGCCUGUACAAAGCUAUGGCACGGCCAACGUCACAUAACGCGGCUUGGACUGAUGCAUGGGAAGCUGAUCGAGAGAAACUGAACACGAACGAAAUUAUUCCCUCGGCAGAACAAGUGGGUAAAAGAUCAGACACAGAGGAAACGGGCGAAAAAGAGAUCCCUGACUUGGUGAUAAACGAUGGGGAGACGGGAGAAGUCCAAAAGAAGUUAUUCUCUUUCUGGAGCCGGCUGCAGGCGCUGUCACACAAGGGGCGGCAGCUGCCCACGCGCAGGCACACCUUCGCCUUCUACGGGCCCGACGGCACGCGGGACGGCCCGCUCACCGCCGAGACGCGCGCCUCGCACCUCCGCCCGCCCGGACAGCCUCUCCGAUGGGGCUAAGCACUAAACUAUAUACGUUUUAGUGUUCACUUCCAUCGGCUAUGCAACAGAAUUCCAUCAACUUACGGGCAGAUGCAUUUUCAGGUGGGGCAUGAGGCCAGGCGGAGAAGAUCUCAAUAGUAAACUACACAAAAACGUUUAUUUUACAUUGUGUUAGCGGUCUUCUGAAGCCGAUUAGUACAAUAAAUGUAAUCAAAUAAUUUUAUAUACCAGGUAUUUUAAUACCAAAAUAUGUUAAAACAAAAAAUCCAAAAAAAUAUUGUUUAGUAUGUAGAAAUUUGCAGAUAAGUAUAUUCAUUUUUGUUUACUUAGCGUAGGUAUUAAAAAUUAUAUAGAAAUAAGAAAAUCUUUAAAAUUGUACAUGUUUUUAAGCCUGCUUGUUAAGAAUGCCCAUACGACUUUUGCAACACUUUAACUGAACAGGAUUCAAUUUGAUUGAUUACAUUAAAAUAGUGUGAAAUGUUACUUUUUCAGACCUUGAAAAAUCAAUAAAUAACAUGUUAAUCAGCUUA